This is a messenger RNA of Actinia tenebrosa (Australian red waratah sea anemone), 739 nucleotides long. RefSeq lists its product as uncharacterized. NCBI's taxonomy places the organism in Eukaryota, Metazoa, Cnidaria, Anthozoa, Actiniaria, Actiniidae. The record is from RefSeq and is a predicted model, not a curated record.
UAAGGUCACGGCACCGUCAGGCCAAUCACAUUGCACGAUAAAAAAUCAGCCAAAUCAGCCAGGGUAAACUUCCCUGAGAAAGGGAUGACGCAAGUUAUUUUGUUCGCUAUUCAACAUCUUGUCAAGACGAAGUUAAGAUCUGACUCAUAAGUCUGGAAACAAUUAAUCCGGGAGCCACAAUGGACCGAAAUCAUGAUCAAAACAACAUCGAAGCCGAAAUCCGUAGAAACGAGGAAAGGAUAGCGUCUUUGGAGAAAGAUUUAAAAGAAAGUUUGGGCAGCAAUAAAGAUCUUAAAGAUAGGAUCAGCGCUUUAGAAAAGGAAAUACAAGACCUGAAAGAUGAGAAUAAAUUGUUGAAAAAACAGCGGCAAGAAAUGGAAAAAGGAAUGGAGAAUUUAGAGAAAGAAAAUAAACAUCAGCGGCAAAAAAUGGAAAAGAGAAUGGAAAAUUUAGAGAAAGAAAUUGAACAUCAGAAAGCCGUGUUGGUUAUUGUGCAAAUUGGCACAGCCUUACAGAGAAAUUUGUGCAAGUACGUCCUGGGAGAACACUUCAAAGAAAACUGUUUCUACAAGUUUAAAGAAAUUCGCAAAUACAUCCAGCAAGAUCUGAAAAAUGACAGGAAGGCCCAAGAGUCAGCAAAAAAGCGGCUGGCGGAAAUAAAGGAAAAGAUUCCUUGGGACCAAAGUUUGGUGAAUAGUCUGAAAAACCUUAAUCAAACGAGAAUCGGCAUUGCUCAUCC